AUGCCCAAAUAUGAUCGAUCCCGCGGAUACGACGCGGCGGCGGCGAAAAGCGGUACGGGACACGACUCAAAAAUAUGGAGCAGAAUCUCUGCCAUCGGUCUAGAUCAUUGUGGGUCAUCCGUUGGAUACCGUUCUUCCAUUCCCUUUGGGGGGUCGCCUGCGAUCGCCCGCUGUCAACGUCGCGAGCAAUACGCAAAAAAAAAAAAAACAGGUUUUAUCCCCUGCACAAGCCGCCGCCCGGUGGGCACCUGA
Molecule: messenger RNA, 252 nt
Organism: Colletotrichum orchidophilum
Lineage: Eukaryota; Fungi; Ascomycota; Sordariomycetes; Glomerellales; Glomerellaceae
Exons: 1
Coding region: 1-252 (83 amino acids)
Source: RefSeq, a predicted model, not a curated record